AUUCCCGUUAAUUCUCAAUCUAAGUGCUACCUCACUUCCAUAACUUUCUUCAUUUACCACUCAAAUGCACCACAAAACUUAGCCUCUUCAUUCUCAUGGACAAUCUCAAUCAAGUUUUCAAGUGCAUACUCAUAACACUGUUCUUUCUCUUCUUCCUCAUGAUUCCUCACACUGCUUCUUCUUCUUCUCCAAAUUCCUCUAACAACAACCAAGAGAUUCAAUCCCAAAACCCUUCUUCAACCAACACUGAAUUAUCUCAUUACCAUCAAGUGUUCUACCUCAAGAACGCUGACCCUCCAAUGUUUUUGAGCAUACAAGAACGAAUCAAGAAGAGGAAAAUGAACAGAAACAAGAAUAAGAACAUGAUGAAGCAGAAGAAACACAGGAAACACAAGAAGAAGAUUGUCAAGAACAUGGUGAACUCACGACCUUUUUCGGUUAUGCUUCCAAAGGGUUUUGUUCCUCCUUCUGGUUCCUCGCCUUGUCACAAUGAUCAACCCAAUUCAGUGUCUUUUCACUGUUAUCUCACUUCAACAGAACCUUGAGGAAUAAGGUGUCAUAUAUAUUUUAUAUAUAUACAUAUAUAUGUAUUUAAGCAAUUUACAGUGAAAGAUGAGCAAAGAAAGUUUUCCAAAUUUGGUUAUUGCUUGUGUCUUAAUCCUUCUUGCAUUAAUUGUAGUGUAUCACUUCCUUGAUGACACUAUUGUUUUCCCUUUUUUCUCUUCUUCUUACUUUUAUUUUGAUGCUGUAAUAGAGAACAAUAAGAUUUAAGAGAUUAAAAACACUUAUAGUAGCAAUAUAUAAAUCACUGAAGA
This is a messenger RNA of Medicago truncatula (barrel medic), 815 nucleotides long. RefSeq lists its product as uncharacterized. The transcript has a single exon. The coding region runs from base 96 to 545 and encodes 149 amino acids. NCBI's taxonomy places the organism in Eukaryota, Viridiplantae, Streptophyta, Magnoliopsida, Fabales, Fabaceae. The record is from RefSeq and is a predicted model, not a curated record.